This is a messenger RNA of Cricetulus griseus (Chinese hamster), 3922 nucleotides long. NCBI's taxonomy places the organism in Eukaryota, Metazoa, Chordata, Mammalia, Rodentia, Cricetidae. The record is from RefSeq and is a predicted model, not a curated record.
AUGGAGUCCAGAGAAAUUUUAAGUAGCUCUCGGCAAAGAGGGAGCGAAACAGAAUUCCUUCCAGGCUCCUCAUCCAAGUCACCAGCCGCUCCUGGCUGUUCAGGAGAGCCUUUGAAAGGCAUCCCUGUGGGUGGAGAACGCAUGGAGCCAGAGGAGGAGGAUGAAUUGGGCUCAGGACGCGAUGUGGAUUGCAACUCUAAUGCAGACAGUGAGAAAUGGGUGGCUGGAGAUGGCCUGGAAGAGCAGGAGUUCUCCAUCAAAGAGGCCAACUUCACCGAGGGGAGUUUGAAGCUGAAGAUUCAGACCACAAAGCGGGCUAAGAAACCCCCCAAAAACCUGGAGAACUAUAUAUGCCCCCCUGAGAUCAAGAUCACAAUAAAGCAGUCUGGGGACCAGAAGGUGUCUCGUGCUGGGAAAAAUAGCAAAGCUACAAAGGAAGAAGAAAGAAACCACUCCAAAAAGAAGCUCCUCACAGCCAGUGACCUUGCAGCCAGUGACCUCAAAGGAUUUCAAACACAGGCUUACGAGAGGCCCCAGAAACACUCCGCACUUCAUUAUGACUCAGGCCUCUCACAGGGCUUCACCAGUGACACCUUAAAACCAAAGCACCAGCAAAAAAGCAGCAGCCAGAACCACAUGGACUGGUCCACCAGCCCUGACAGUGGACCUGCCACUCAGAAUUGCUUCAUCAGUCCAGAGUCUGGCAGAGACACUGCAAGCACCAGCAAGAUCCCAGCUCUUGAACCCGUGGCUUCCUUUGCAAAGGCCCAGAGUAAGAAAGGCAAUACAGGGAGUACCUGGAGUCAGUUGUCCAGCGGUGGCAAAGAUCUUCUCUUGGGAAGUGUGGUAUCAUCUCCCAGCAACCACAGCUCCCCAGCGCCCACUAACAACUCUGCUGAGUGCAAUGGACUCCAGCCAUUGGGGGAUCAAGAUGGAGGAGGGUCAAAAGAGAUCCCAGAACCACCCACGGUAGGUAGCAAGAAGAAGUCCAGUAAAAAAGAUGUGAUCAGUCAAACCAUACCAAACUCAGAUUUGGAUUGGGUCAAAAGUGCCCAGAAAGCCUUUGGAAACACAGAAGGGAAAGGGGAAGGAUACUCUGCAGAUAAUGCUCAAGAGGCAUCUCCCAGCAGGCAGAGUAUCAGUUCCAUAAGUAAUCCUGAAAAUGAUUCCAGUCAUGUCCGGAUUACUAUCCCCAUAAAGACACCUUCUCUGGAUCCAACCAACCAUAAGAGGAAAAAGAGGCAGUCCAUUAAAGCCGUGGUGGAAAAAAUCAUCCCAGAGAAAGCACUGGCUUCAAGGAUUUCUAUGAGCAGUGAAGUCGUUAGCAGGAUACUUUCCAACUCAGAGGGAAACAAGAAAGAGCCUCGCGUCCCAAAGUUAGGAAAGAUGAUAGAGAGUGAGUCCCCCUCAGCUGGCCUUGAAACAUGUGGGAAUGCAGAGAAAACUGUCCCUGGAGGUGUGUCUAAGCAGAGGAAAACACCAAUGGUCAUGACGUCACCAACACGCACGGAGCACUCUCCGUCAGGAAAGCUGCCUGAAAUCCAGCACCCCAAGUUUGCUGCAAAGAGGAGGUGUAGCAAAGCAAAACCUCCAGCUAUGCUCCGAGAGCCUGGCACCAAGAAAAGAAAGAGGCGGCGCAAUCUCGCUAAGUUGGCCCAGUUAGUGCCAGGGGAGGACAAACCUAUGAGUGAGAUGAAGUUUCACAAAAAGGUUGGAAAGCUUGGUGUGUUGGAUAAGAAGACCAUCAAAACGAUCAAUAAGAUGAAGACCCUCAAGAGAAAAAAUAUUUUAAAUCAGAUCUUGUCCUGUUCCAGCAGUGUGGCCCUAAAGGCCAAAGCUCCCCCAGAGACCAGUCCUGGGGCAGCUUCAAUUGAAAGCAAAUUGGGCAAGCAGAUCAAUGUCAGCAAGAGAGGAACCAUCUACAUCGGCAAGAAGAGGGGCAGGAAGCCAAGAACAGAGCUGCCUCCCCCAUCCGAAGAACCCAAAACAGCCAUCAAGCACUCCAGGCCUGUUUCUAGCCAGCCGGAUGUUCCAGCCGUGCCUUCCAACUUUCAGUCACUUGUGGCUUCUUCACCAGCAGCUAUGCACCCCCUUUCAACACAGUUAGGUGGGUCCAAUGGCAACCUGAGCCCCGCCAGCACUGAAACCAAUUUUUCAGAAUUGAAAACUAUGCCAAACCUCCAGCCCAUCAGUGCUCUUCCAACCAAAACCCAGAAGGGAAUACACAGUGGAACCUGGAAGCUGUCUCCACCCAGGCUGAUGGCCAAUUCUCCUUCACACCUUUGUGAGAUUAGCUCACUGAAGGAGAUAACCUUGUCCCCUGUGAGUGAGUCCCACAGUGAGGAGACCAUCCCGAGCGACAGUGGCAUCGGGACAGACAACAACAGCACCUCUGACCAAGCAGAGAAGAGUUCAGAGUCCCGACGGAGGUACUCUUUUGACUUCUGUGCCCUGGACAACCCGGAGGCCAUUCCAUCUGACACCAGCACAAAGAACCGGCACGGCCACCGGCAGAAGCAUCUCAUAGUGGACACGUUCCUGGCCCAUGAAAGCCUCAAGAAGCCAAAGCACAAGAGGAAAAGAAAAAGCCUGCAGAACCGUGAUGAUCUCCAGUUUCUGGCUGAGCUGGAGGAGCUCAUCACCAAAUUUCAAGUGUUCAGGAUCUCCCACCGGGGCUAUACUUUUUACCACGAGAAUCCGUACCCCAGCAUCUUUAGGAUCAACUUUGAUCACUAUUACCCGGUGCCAUAUAUCCAGUAUGACCCAUUGCUCUAUCUUCGUAGAACUUCAGAUUUGAAGUCAAAGAAGAAGCGUGGUAGGCCUGCAAAAACCAAUGACACCAUGACAAAGGUGCCUUUUUUACAGGGGUUCAGCUACCCUAUUCCCAGUGGAAGUUACUAUGCACCCUAUGGAAUGCCUUACACAUCAAUGCCUAUGAUGAACCUUGGUUACUACGGUCAGUAUCCAGCUCCUCUGUACCUAUCGCACACACUUGGAGCAGCAUCCCCAUUCAUGAGGCCAACAGUGCCACCACCUCAGUUCCACACAGGUUCCCAUGUGAAGAUGUCUGUGGCAACUAAACAUAAAGCCAAGCAUGGAGUACACUUGCAGGGAACUGUAGGCAUGGGCCUUGGUGACAUACAGCCAUCCCUGAACCCUCCCAAGGUGGGCGGGGCCACUCUAUCCAGCAGUAGGCUCCACAAGAGGAAACACAAACACAAGCAUAAGCACAAGGAAGACCGAAUCCUAGGGACCCACGACAAUCUGAGUGGUCUCUUCGCAGGCAAAGCAGCAGGCUUCUCCAGCCACCUCCUGAGUGAGCGGCUGAGCAGUGCAGACAAAGAGCUCCCGUUGGUGAGUGAGAAGACCAAGCAUAAGGAGAGACAGAAGCAUCAGCAUGGUGACACUGGCCACAAGGUUUCAAAGAACAACUUUGAGGUGGACACCCUGUCUACACUGUCACUUUCUGAUACCCAGCACUGGACACAGGCUAAGGACAAAGGUGACUUGAGCAGUGAGCCUGUAGACUCGUGUGCUAAAAGGUACUCUGGUGGGGACAGCAGCAGCACAAGAUCAGAGAGUCUGGAUGUGUUCAGUGACAUGAAUCCUUCCAGUGACAAGUGGGACAGUGACGUGAGUGGGAGUAAGAGGAGGAGCUUUGAAGGCUUUGGGACAUACAGGGAAAAGGACAUCCAAGCCUUCAAGAUGAACCGCAAGGAGAGAAGUUCUUAUGAGUCCUCCAUGUCUCCAGGGAUGCCAAGUCCCCACUUAAAAGUGGACCAGACAGCAGCACAUAGUAGAAACGAGGGCUCAGUAUCCACCAUGAUGGCCAGGAAGAAGCCAACUGCAGUGGAAAGUAUUGCAAUUCCUUCAGCCCCGGUAUUAUCUCUCCUUGCUGCAUCUGCAGCAACGUCAGAUGCAG